GGAAAAUGUCCUUCAUACUCCUCUUUGGUUAGGGUUAGUGGAGUAGGGGGAGAGUUUUAAAAGGGAGGCCCCUCAAGAUGUCUGACAUGUUUCUGCAGGACCGCAGGCCACUGACUGGCGCAUAGCACAGGCUUGUGGUGGGCUGUUUGUCUGCGUGAAGCUGGCAUGGCCUCCCGUUCCUCUGCAUCUGUUCUCCAUUAGCCGAGAGUAUAAAGCAGGGAGCUGACAGGGGCUGGGAGCACUCGAGUUCCUGCCUGGAUCAUGGGGUUUACUAUCUGGCUGUGUGUGCUCUGCCUGCAGGCGAGCCUGCUGUCACACGCCCUCGACUGCUCAGGAGCAACACAGGGAGAGCUGUGUGUCAGCGGACAGACCGCAGACGGACAGGUAAGAGACGGACUUCUAAUGGAUGUGAUAGUUAGGGAAGGACAGUGGGAACCAAGGUGUUCAUUUGCUAUCAGUCAUCAUCUGUGCUGUUGUGACACUACAGGGUAUGAUGAUCAGAAGCAGCAGAGGGCGCUACCCUUAACUGAAGGACUGGUUUCGUUCAGACGUAAGAGACAGUUGGAGCACAGGGGUCACACCCACCUCAGCCACUCCAGCCUGCCUGGGGCCGUCUCUGUCAAAGGCUUCCCUAAUACUCUCAUCCAGGCUGAUAGGUCCAGGCGACACUUGAUUCAAGCUGCGAAUAUGAAAAAGAACAAGCGUAAACCCUAUGCCGGCUCCUUCUCCCUCCUUAGCAACGACAAGAAAUCCAACCCCCUACAGGUGACUAGAGCAAGGAGACAGGUGAAGCUUGAGCCACCCAAGAGGGGGAACUCAGGUCGCUCUGGGGCUUUCUCUGUCCUGGGAGAUCCACAGAAUGAUGGACAGAACGACAGACCCAAAAGAAGCAUACAGAAGAUGAUUGCUUCAAAAUAAAAUGUUCUUUCUUAUUAUGGUAAUACCUUACAAAAGAUGUGCAAAAGAUGACACAUUUUUUAUUUUACCAAAAAAAUCAUGUAUACAAACUGAAGAUUGGUGUGAAAUUCUGACAUGUGUUUAUUCUGUUUGAGUAAUUAAGUAAUGUCCACCAAUGCUGUUUCAAUAGUAAGCUAGCUUACUUUCAUCAGCCAGUCUGCACUUACAGAUACGUUUUAUAUACUAUUUUAAGUUUCUAAUAUAUUCCUGCAUGUUAUAAAAUCACAGAAAUCCCAUAUUAUUAUUCUAGUUUGCCAUUUUGUUGUAACCUAUUUAAUCACAGAUUCCUUAUGAAGAUUGGGGGUAUAUUUUUGCAGAAAUAUUUCUUGUGUUGUUGUAUCAGAUUUCAAUAAAAGUUUAGUGGAGACA
Messenger RNA from Dicentrarchus labrax (European seabass), 1326 nucleotides. RefSeq lists its product as uncharacterized. Bases 262 to 918 code for a protein of 218 amino acids. The transcript has 6 exons. The record is from RefSeq and is a predicted model, not a curated record. NCBI's taxonomy places the organism in Eukaryota, Metazoa, Chordata, Actinopteri, Moronidae.